AUGUCGUUAUCCAGGACAUCACUGACGUCGAUGACGAGGCGUGCCAUCACAGCUGUGACGGCACGUUCAUUGAGCGGUGUUCAAGAAGCCGACAUCGUCGUCAUUGGUGCUGGUCCCGGUGGUUACGUAGCUGCAAUCAAAGCUGCGCAGCUUGGAAUGAAGACCGUUUGUGUAGAAAAGGAGCCAACUCUCGGAGGAACUUGCUUGAACGUUGGCUGCAUCCCAUCAAAAUCAUUGCUGAACAAUUCCCAUUACUACCACAUGACUCAUCAUGACUUUGCUAACCGAGGUAUCGAAUGUACUGCUACAUUGAAUCUUACAAAAAUGAUGGAAGCAAAAGCCAGCAGUGUCAAACAACUCACUGGAGGAAUUGUACAACUGUUCAAGGCAAAUAAGGUUGGACAUAUUGAAGGUGUUGGAAGCAUCACUGGACCGAACCAGGUUCAAGUGCGAAAGAAUGACGGUUCGAUAGAGACAGUGAACACCAAGAAUAUCCUUAUAGCCACCGGUUCAGAAGUUACACCAUUUCCUGGGAUCUUAAUUGAUGAAGAAAAGAUUAUUUCAUCAACUGGUGCACUCUCUUUGAAAGCGGUGCCUAAGAAAAUGGUGGUAAUAGGAGCAGGUGUUAUUGGACUUGAGUUGGUUAGUUUGUUAUAG
Angiostrongylus costaricensis is the source of this 657-nucleotide messenger RNA. The record is from the annotation of a GenBank genome assembly. Lineage: Eukaryota; Metazoa; Nematoda; Chromadorea; Rhabditida; Metastrongylidae.